UGCGUUGGGGCAUAGGCAGCGCUGCCGGGCGUAUAAAAGGCGGGGAGCGCGCUGCCCCGGCGCUGGUGCCCGUCGGAAGCGCUGCCGGCUCUUCUCCGCUCUGCCAGGUCCGCAGACCGCAGCGAGGAUGAACACGAGCUUCUUCCAGAUACUAAAAGCAAAAAAAGAACUCAUUCCCCUGGUUGGAGUCGUGUCCUUUGCAGCAGUUGGGGCGCUCUCUUUUUCUGUCUAUUCCCUGUUCAGCAAAUCUGAUGUGAUCAUUAACAAGACUGGCAAUCCAGAACCAUGGGAAACUGUUGAGCCUACCAAGCCUCAGAAGCUAUUAACAAUCCAUCAGAAAUGGAAACCCAUAGAAGAGCUGGAAAGUGUCAGAAAGCUUACGAAGUAACAAGCUUCUGUUGCCUCAAAAAGUGGUGUCUUGCAGUAGCACAUUAAGCAGUGUGACUGCCAUCAGUCACAGGUUGUUGCUUCUCUCAUCCUGUCCUGAAGCAUAAUAGCUAAGGUAAUAGAAUGUUUUGCUUUGUUAGCCGCUCCUUUUUUUUUUUAAAGAUUUGUGGGGAGGGUUUUCACAUAAUGUGAGAAAUCAAAAAGUUUUUCUGCACUUCAAAAAGAUUGAGUAUUGUUAAAGUUCUUGGGACAAUUUUGUGUGUUCUUAUACUGUCCCUAAAAAUACUGUCUCCUGCAUAGGCGAGGUUUUUUUCUUGGAAGUAGAGCACACCAAGAAAAAUUACUGUAUCUGCCCCCCAACUACUCAACAUAAAUCUAUAAAGCAAUAUACCAAAUGUUUCCUUAUUCUACAAACAUCAGAGUUAAGACAGUAAAGACUUAAUUAGCUGAAUUUUAUGAGCUGACUUUUAUGAGAACAGUAAGACUUCCAUGUCCUGUCUUAGGCAAACCCAUGACUUUUUAUUCCAUGGACAAUUUAAGGCUGUUGAAAUAAUACAGCAACUUUCUUCCUUCUCUCCAUUCUGUUCUCUCCAUUUUGUCUCCUACUCCAUUCUCUUUUUGGUUUUGGUUUUGGUUGGUUGGUUUGUUUGUUUUUAACAAUCACUAUCUUUGCUUACACUGUCUAGUACUUUUCCAUGGAACUGUAUCACUUCCAACUUUAAUUAAAAAGUUAAAUUAAAAUGCUCACUGGCUUGUUAGAGUUUCAAAUAUAGAUUAGAAACCAUUAGAAAUGUUUUUUAAUGGUUCUAAUCACCAUUAGAAAUGCAUUAUUAGAAUCUAUGGUCAUGCUUUUCUAACUGCAGGUGGCUGUCAAGUAGUCUGUAAAAUAACUUUCUGGAAGAAUAGAAGGUUACUUUCUGCAGUAUACAUGCUAUCAUUAAUUACUAAUUUUUGUUACUACAAUAGUACUUAAAGGCCUUAACCGCAGAUCUGGCAUCAUUGUGGUUAUCCAAGAGCCAUGCUGUAGUUUUGAUUUGGUUUUCUUUUCAUCUGAUAGCCCUGGUGUCAGCAUUUCUGUGUCUGAUGUCCCCUACCCCCUGCAUUUCUGUAUUGCAAGAUGCUAUUAGUAUAGUACUAUGCUAUCUAGUUACUUCAUUGGUGCGUGUGGUUUCUGUAGAAAAUAGUAACUUACAGAGGGGCCUGAUGUAAUCAUUAAAGAAAAUUGUUCAUCCCGCAGUUAUCAUCUGUCUCCCUCAGUGCAGAGGGUGGUUGUCCCUAGGACUAGGUGUAGAAAACAAACAAGAGUAAUGGGAAUGAUUUGCUGGAUCCAGCCAAUAUUUGGUGUUGGACAUUUCCCAAAAAAGCUUUCAGAUUAAACAAACAGCCACGCUACUCAGCACAGUUCUAAUUUGCUGUCUGCAGUCUUUGCUGUACAGCACAUCCCUGCCGGGCGGGGAGCGCACAAGAUAACGAGAUCACCUGAAAGUAGAACUGAGAUGGAAAUAAAGCGUUUGCGAGGCAGUGGACUCGGCUCCCUGCAGCUGGAAUAAGUAACUAUCGACCUCCAGGUGCCGAUGUGAAUAGAGAGCGGGCAGGUUGUUUGCUGAAAGCGAUCUCCCACCGUCAACAGCCAUCACCGCCAACUGCACCCUUCAAGGGAAGUCCAAAGAGCCGUUCUCCUGUGGCGCCUCGCCCGGAUCAAAGAUCACACACCUUUACAGCGCACUUCACGGCGGCUGUACCAACCCUAUUUAUGCUGUACCUUGACCUGGUGACCAAAGGAUUUUCGUUUAAUUAGCUUUUACUUUUAGAUAACCUUGUCACGUAUGUUCUGGGCAGAGCUGGUAAUGGGGAUGUAGUGUCCUUCUGCAGGGCUCACGAGGGACGUGCGGUCAUACAACGCGGACAGCCAGGGGCCUGUGACGAACGACGCCGCCAGGAGAGAAAAGCUCCCCCCCACCCCCCACCCGCCGCCGCCC
Messenger RNA from Haliaeetus leucocephalus (bald eagle), 2366 nucleotides. It is a transcript of the gene COXFA4L3, whose product is annotated as chromosome unknown open reading frame, human C15orf48. The coding region runs from base 128 to 388 and encodes 86 amino acids. The transcript is spliced from 6 exons. NCBI's taxonomy places the organism in Eukaryota, Metazoa, Chordata, Aves, Accipitriformes, Accipitridae. The record is from RefSeq and is a predicted model, not a curated record.